CAGUCUGCUUCACGAUUAAUUGGACCAAAUUGUCCAGGAAUAAUAAAACCGGACCUAUGCAAAAUCGGUAUUAUGCCUGCGGAUAUUCAUAAACCGGGAACGGUAGGAAUAGUAUCCAGAUCGGGGACAUUGACUUACGAAGCUGUCUUUCAAACUACACAGGUUGGUCUCGGUCAAUCUCUGUGUGUUGGAAUCGGUGGUGAUCCGUUUAAUGGAACAGAUUUUGUCGAUUGUCUUGAUAUAUUUUUAAACGAUCCUAAUACAAAAUCAAUCAUCUUGCUUGGUGAAAUCGGUGGUGAUUCAGAAGAACAAGCUGCAGAAUUCUUAAAAAAGCAUAAUACUGGUUCAAAACGCAAACCGGUUGUAUCUUUUAUUGCAGGCGUUACAGCGCCACCUGGACGUCGUAUGGGUCAUGCUGGAGCAAUCAUUUCACUAGGUAAGGGUGGCGCCAAAGAGAAAAUGGCAGCUUUAGAAAGUGCAGGUGUUGUUGUCACACCUUCUCCAGCUCAACUAGGUAAAACUCUCUUGCAAGCUAUCGCAAAUUUCCCGAAAUCGUAAAAAGACUUAUUGUUUGCUAAAUUUUCUGAAAUAUAAAGAAGAUUAUUUACUAUACUCUUCAUUAUAAAUUGACUUUACAUCUUACUUCAGUUAGAAAUGUUUCACUGACAAACGCUACCAGUGUGUUUAUACCCUAAGUAUUUUACUUAUGUUGUUAGUUCUUAUCUCUGUAGCAAUUUGUUUUAACUCCUCAAAUCGAUCAAGUUUAUGCAACUAAAUAUUCAACUUAUAAUUAACCGUUGUUCAGUCAGUUUAGAUAAAUGAGUGCAUUGUCUUUUAAUUCCAUAGAAUUGUAUUUCUCUCAUUUGUACAUGCUUGCAUUUUUUUGUGUAAAACUUCAAGUUUAUUGUGUUACAAGUUAACAUAGAGUUGAUGUGAAAAUAUUGCAUUCUCAAGAACUCACUUAUAUUGAU
Schistosoma turkestanicum is the source of this 971-nucleotide messenger RNA. The record is from the annotation of a GenBank genome assembly. Lineage: Eukaryota; Metazoa; Platyhelminthes; Trematoda; Strigeidida; Schistosomatidae.